AACUGAAAAAUAAUUUUUGGUUGCCAGUAUACCUGUAGUCGUUGCACUGAUCAGUCGAUAGUUUUGUGAUAAAUUAUUUCUCAAGUGAAUUAAAUUAUUAACCAUGGGACGUGAUUCUAGAAAGGUUUCAAGAGAACUUCGGAGUUCUGAAAAAAUUAAUAAGUCGCGUUCAGUCAAAAGAAAGAAUGUUUUUAAUCCGAAAACAGCCGAACGUGAUGAAAGUAUUCAGAGUACAUCUUCUAAAAAAUUAAAACAAAACACUGAAGAUGAUGUACCUGAAGACAGCAGUACUGAAUUUCGAAUAAUAAAUUUUAUUCAGGUAUUCACUGCAAUUUCUGCUCUUAUAAAAUGUAAAAAAUGUGAUGGAAAUGUAGUGUUUCAAACAGCAAGUACACGUGGGCUGGGAUUCAAAAUUGUAGUUGCAUGUAAUAACUGUGGAAAUGAAUAUAUUCCUUCCUGUUCUUUCGUUGGGCAUUCUUAUGAAAUAAACAGACGUUUCAUUUUUGUAAUGAGAAUACUAGGAAUAGGAUACGAAGGAUUGUGCAAGUUUUGCGGCCUGAUGGACAUGCCGUCUUUUUUAGAUAAAUCUACGCAUACAAUUUUACUGAAACAGAUUUUGAAUUGUAGUAAAGCCGUCGCAGAAACCUUCAUGACGAAAGCUGUGAAUGAAGAAAAGCAAGCAAUGCCAACAACUGAAAAUGAAGAUAUAAAUCAUCUAACUGUAUCGGGAGAUGGAACCUGGCAAAAACGGGGAUAUACAUCGUCAUUUGGAGUUUCUUCUAUAAUUGGCUAUUUUACUGGAAAGAUUCUUGACAUAAACAUUAAAAGUGCAUAUUGUAAGCUAUGUGAGUAUUGGAAAAAAAAAACAAAUACUGUUGAGUUCGAGGAAUGGUAUCAAUCGCAUGAAGAUGUGUGUUCUGCUAAUCAUCAAGGGUCUUCUGGGAAAAUGGAGGUGGAUGCGAUGGUCGAAAUGUUUUCGUAUUCUGAAACUAAAUAUGGAGUUAAGUAUGCCAACUAUAUUGGUGAUGGUGACUCCAAGACCUAUUCAGGAAUUAUAAAAUCAGAUCCUUACGAAAAUACAACUGUAAAUAAAAAGGAAUGUAUAGGGCAUGUCCAAAAGCGGAUGGGGAGUCGAUUACGUACGCUGAAGAGUAAACAAAAAGGUCUUGGUGGUCGAGGUAAGCUCACAGGAAAAUUAAUAGACAAACUAACUGUGUACUAUGGUUUAGCAAUACGCCGGCAUUGUGAUUCUAUUGAAAAUAUGAAAUCUGCUAUAAUGGCAACCUUUUAUCACUACGGCUCGAGUGAUGAAAAACCGAAUCAUGAUAUGUGUCCAAAAGGCGAAGAAUCUUGGUGCUCUUACCAGCGCGCUGAAGCAAGAGGAGAGCUUGAUACCUUUUCUCACGAUUAUUCUCCUUUACCUUCUGAUGUUUUAAAAGCUAUCAAGCCUAUAUACGAAGAUCUUAGUAAUGAAAAUUUACUUUCAAGAUGUGUAGGUGGAUUCAAUCAGAAUAAUAAUGAAAGCUUUAACCAACUAGUAUGGAAAAUAUGCCCAAAAACGGUAAAUACUAGUUUUACCAUCGUACAAAUAGCUGCAUACGUUGCUAUGUGUAUAUUUAAUGAGGGUAUAAAUUCAUUAUUAGUCUUGAUGAAUACACUAGGACUUAAUUGUGGGCCUAAUUCUCAUCGGUAUGCAGAAAGAAUGGAUGCUGCACGUAUCAAAGUAGCAGAUAAGCGCGCUAAUGAUAACACCCGAGAAGGUCGAUUGCAACGUAGGCACCAGCAAAUCGAUAUUUUGGAAGCUGCUAUGUCGGCUGAAGAGCUAUUAUAUGGUCCAGGAAUAGAUGACUCAGUAUGAAUCUCCAAGGACUUAUGAUGAUCACCGCAAAGGACUUCGGGAGGAACGGGCUCUACAAAAACAGCGAUAACUUUUUGAAUUAUUAAUUUUUUUUUUUGAAAUUUUCGUGAAGUCAAAUCGAAACGUGUUCUAAUAAAGCUAUGUUUUUAUUUUUGUCAAAUAAAGUAAUUAACUACAAAAAAAAAAUUAUUGAAAAUCAUCAUUUUUUCAUACCCCUGAG
This is a messenger RNA of Microplitis mediator, 2078 nucleotides long. RefSeq lists its product as uncharacterized. The transcript has 2 exons. The coding region runs from base 104 to 1858 and encodes 584 amino acids. The record is from RefSeq and is a predicted model, not a curated record. NCBI's taxonomy places the organism in Eukaryota, Metazoa, Arthropoda, Insecta, Hymenoptera, Braconidae.